AUGACUACUCACAACUAUGUGCAUCUAUCGAGUAAACGAUCUGAGUGGGCCAGAAAGAAGCUGGGCGAGUUGGCUCCGAGAAUGAUCAGAAUGUAUGGAGCAUCGCAUGAAUGUAUGGACUACCCAAUCCCAGGUAAGAUGUACUCCUCCAAGUCCAGAAAUACAGCAAACAGACCGGACGAGAUCCUGCAUGACAUUGCUUUGCACCAUUUGAUUCGACAAGAGGGAAAGCCGUACGCUGUUGAGAUUAAGGAAUUCGACAAGUACUUUCAACAGAAUCCACGCCUAUGCGACUUCAUUUCUGCUCAGUUUUAUAACAACAAACUUCAGACUGCGCCAUCAUCGGCAUGGAUUGAGCCGAAUCCUCUGCGAAUAUGGAAAUUCCAAGACAUUCCACACAUCUUCUGUCAUGUCGAGGGCAUGGAAGAUUAUCUGACGGUCUCAACUGAGGAGGGGAAUGAUCAAUCCUGCAGCAAUAAGGCGGAAGUUAAAAAAGUGGUGGAAGUUUUCAAACACAUAGUGUCCAAAGAGGGUGUGAAUCCGCGGUCCGUCAACAUUAUAUCACAGUAUAACGCCCAGUGUCACGCCAUUAAGACGGCGCUACUGGAGUCCAAGUUCAUCAACAGUAACGUCCAUACUGUCGUUGCCAGCCAGGGUGGAGAAUGGGACUAUGUGAUUUUCAGUACCGUCAGAUCCUUGCCCGACUACAGAAUUGAACCCAAUCCAACACAUGGCUGGUGUAAACAAAACCUCGGUUUCAUCACUGACGAGCCCCAGAUAAACGUGGCGCUUUCAAGGGCUCGUAAAGGCCUCGUCAUCAUAGGGAACAGGCAUCUAUUGAAUUGCGAUGCUGUUUGGAAAAGCCUGCUAGAGUUAUACUGGAGGAGAAGCUGUGUCGUAGACGCCAAGGAUUUCCCACCACAUCUAAAGCGUCCUAGAAAAAAAGAGGAACUUGGCCGACGCCUCGGGAAUUUCGUCUGAAGAGUUCUACAAGGACACGGACAAGGAGGAACGUACACAAGCCUACAAAUGAAAGGAAGUUACGAAUAUCUUAGGAAUUCUGGAGAGAAAAAAAAACAUUAAGAAAAAGUGACGUGCAUCUGGGGAUCUCUAUGUAGACAUUGAUAGGAAGUGGCGUAUAACUGAAUAAUUCUGUAAAGACACUGAGGAAAAAGUGACGUGUAUCUGGAAAUUCUAUAAAUACACUGACAGGAAGUGAGUUAUAUCUAAGAAUUCUGUAAAGAUACUUAGAAACAGUGACGUGUAUCUUGAGAAUUCUAUAAUGACAUUGACAGGAAGUGACGUAUA
This is a messenger RNA of Mizuhopecten yessoensis (Yesso scallop), 1308 nucleotides long. RefSeq names its product helicase with zinc finger domain 2-like. The record is from RefSeq and is a predicted model, not a curated record. NCBI's taxonomy places the organism in Eukaryota, Metazoa, Mollusca, Bivalvia, Pectinida, Pectinidae. Gene Ontology annotation, molecular function: 5'-3' DNA helicase activity. The transcript is spliced from 6 exons. The coding region runs from base 1 to 981 and encodes 326 amino acids.